Messenger RNA from Populus trichocarpa (black cottonwood), 2002 nucleotides. RefSeq lists its product as uncharacterized. NCBI's taxonomy places the organism in Eukaryota, Viridiplantae, Streptophyta, Magnoliopsida, Malpighiales, Salicaceae. The coding region runs from base 208 to 1668 and encodes 486 amino acids. The record is from RefSeq and is a predicted model, not a curated record. The transcript is spliced from 8 exons.
AUGUAUACAUUCCGUUCUGCAAAGAAAAGAAAAGUACAUGACUCAACAAAUACCACCCCACACGUGGAAUGUAACCGAUGCUCUAGCCAUUGAUAAUUCCGAAGAACUUUGUGCAGCUUUUAUACUCUCUUUCAAAAACGAUUCCCCCCAAGCUUCCUCGCUUCCACCAAUAAAGUAUCUUUCCUUGUAUCAAACCCUAAAUUAUCCAUGUCGCCAUCAGGCGACGGAGCCACCGAAGUUAAAAUCUGCUCCGACGAAAAUGGUGGCUUCCAUGGCGGCUAUAUAAAAACACAUUGCUUGAAAUCGGAGCCUCCUUUCUGCUCUUCUUCUUAUUUACCAGGAAUUGCCUUAAAUCCGUUUCAGGACUCGGAGAAACUAGCGCGAGUUGUUACUGCGUCAGCAAAAGGUUUCUCAAUUGGAGCCGGUAUUAAAGGAGGACUCGCCUUGUUUUCAAUUCUCGCAAGGUUGCGGCGCACCAGAUUAUCCUCCACGAGGAAAGUCGAGGUGUUUUCCAACAGGAAAGCUAUUGAUUUAGCUAUUAAGGAAACGCUAAGAUACGGGCUUUUCCUUGGUACUUUUGCUGGUACAUUUGUGUCUGUUGAUGAAAUUAUUGCAUAUUUAGGAGGCCACCGGAGGACGGCGAAAUGGAGGUCUUUAUUAGCAGGAUUAAUCGCUGGGCCAUCUAUGCUUCUUACAGGGCCAAACACACAGCACACAAGCUUGGCCAUAUACAUACUUAUGCGUGCUGCAGUGUUAGCGUCACGGUGUGGAAUUAAGAGCAAACGAUUUGGGAAAAUUUGUAAACCUCUUACUUGGAAGCAUGGAGACGUUUUCCUCAUGUGUCUCUCGUCUUCUCAAGUUUUGUCUGCUUAUAUAUUGAAGCAAGAUAGUUUGCCUCCAUCAUACAAGUCCUUUCUCAAUAAACACGGUGGAAAGGAUCUUUCUAUCUUGCAAGGUGUGAAAGAUAUUGCAAGCGGCUUGCCUUUCACAAAUUUGGAGGCUAUAGAGAAAUAUUACAACUCCACAGGUGUUGAUAUUAAGCUAGACCCAGAAAUGAAAAUCCCCUGCACGAUUAUACAUGGAAAUCAAUCGUGCAGUGCGCAUGUUGUUUCUUUUUUUCUUCAAGCAUAUAAAAGAGCUUUACCAGUUUAUCUUCCUGUAUAUUUGAUCCCUGCACUUAUAGUUCAUCGUCAAGGCCUCCUGAAAAGGCCUUGCAACAUAUUUGGGAAGGGUCUUCUUGGUACUGCAAGAUCAAGCUUGUUUCUAUCUGUGUAUUGUUCAUCUGCCUGGAUGUGGACGUGUCUGCUCUUUAGAAUUUUCAGGUGGUGUAACAUUCCGAUGGUGGCAAUAGGGACGUUGCCAACUGGCCUGGCCCUAGCUAUUGAAAAGAAAAGCAGGCGGAUUGAAAUAUCUCUUUACUGUUUCGCAAGGGCAGUUGAAAGCUUCUUUAUCUGCACGCGAGAUGCCGGAUAUUUGCCAGAGUCUCUGAAUUUGAAGAGAGCUGAUGUGGUGAUUUUCAGCAUCUCAACAGCUAUAAUAAUGCAUUGCUAUGAGCAGGAAAGGGAAGUGUUCCGGUCCAAGUACCUUAAUGUUCUUGAUUGGGUAUUUGGCGUGCCUCGCCCCCCUGGUGACACAUCACCCCGCAAGGAUGGGUUGAAAGCAAGCUGACAGACCUCUCCGGCUUUAUUAGAUAGAAGAAUUUUUACAAUUGAACUCGCCUCACAGAAGCGCAGAGCAAUUAUUUGCACCACGUAAUUUAUUGAAAAAAGGAGCGGGCAGAUUAGUUUCACAUAUGAGCAUGCGCUACUAAACAGAGUACUAUAUUUCUUGAUUCAUAAAUUCUCGGGUUCGGUGUAAUUUCCCCCCUUGUAAUAUGCAUAGAUGUUUGUUAACUGAGCAAUCCAGGCAGUCGCUGAACUGUUUCCAGUGUAAAAGACUAGAAUGUCAUGUGAACAAUUAAUGAUAGCAUUUUAAUACUGCUUAAUGCAAAUCGUUACGUUUA